This is a messenger RNA of Carcharodon carcharias (great white shark), 4960 nucleotides long. RefSeq names its product TBC1 domain family, member 9 (with GRAM domain) (gene tbc1d9). The transcript has 21 exons. NCBI's taxonomy places the organism in Eukaryota, Metazoa, Chordata, Chondrichthyes, Lamniformes, Lamnidae. Bases 631 to 4407 code for a protein of 1258 amino acids. The record is from RefSeq and is a predicted model, not a curated record. Gene Ontology annotation, molecular function: calcium ion binding.
AUUGUGGUUGGGUGAGGGGGAGAGUCAGUCGCUGGCGCUUUCCUACAUUACAACAACACCACAGCAGCAACGGGCGCUGCGCGGGACCCUCUCGCUCUGGCGGCUCGCGCUACAUUUUGCCGUUUGAACGGCCGCCGAGUUCCAAAUCCGGCUGUUUAUUAAUUUCAUUGAGGCGUUUAACGUUGACGUUAUGACGCGACAGUAACCCCCCCACCACCCCCGUACCGGGAUUCUCGCGGCAUAACGCUGGCGUGUGUUUGAUUCGGGAUCCGACCAUCAAUUUGUUUACAGCAAAAAAGCUGUCGACCACAUCUGUUGUCGUUAAAUGCCUCACUUUUAUUUGACGACGGCGACUCACUUUUCAAUCGGGAGGAGUUUAUGAAAGGUGAGGGACGGAUCCCGCCUCCCCCCCUCUCGUUCGUUGUGUGAAGGCAGCUCCACUCCGCUGCCGCCGCGGUGUUGUCGAUGAUGCUGCGGUUCUCGCUGCUCGGAUAGUCAGUCCGGUCACGCGGCGCCCGAGCGAGCUCCCUCCCUGCCCGUCCGCGAGCCGCCGCUGAGAUUUAUCCUGCUCGCGCUCUCUCUCUCUCUCUCUCUCUGUCUCUCUCGCGACCGCUGCCGCUGCCACCGGGAAUGUGGGUCAAUCCUGAAGAAGUGCUGCUGGCCAACGCGCUGUGGGUGACGGAGAGAGCCAAUCCGUACUUCGUGCUGCAGAGGAGAAAGGGGCAUGGAGAAGGGGGCGGAGGGCUGGCUGGCUUACUCGUGGGAACACUUGAUGUUGUGCUGGACUCCAGUGCUCGAGUUGCACCAUACAGAAUCCUUUACCAGACUCCGGACUCCCUAGUCUACUGGACAAUUGCCUGUGGUGGCUCAAGAAAGGACAUAACUGAACACUGGGAAUGGAUGGAGCACAAUCUGCUACAGACACUUUCAAUCUUCGAGAAUGAAAAUGACAUCACUACAUUUGUUAAGGGUAAAAUACAGGGUAUAAUUGCAGAAUAUAAUAAAAAUAAUGAUAUAAAGGAGGAUGAUGACACAGAUAAAUUUAAGGAAGCUAUUUUGAAGUUUCGUAAGUUAUUUGGGAUGCCUGAAGAAGAAAAGCUGGUUAACUACUACUCUUGCAGUUAUUGGAAGGGUCGGGUUCCACGGCAGGGUUGGAUGUAUCUCAGUAUCAACCAUCUCUGUUUUUACUCGUUUUUGCUGGGAAAAGAAGCUAAGUUAGUGAUCCGAUGGGCAGACAUCACCCAGCUAGAGAAGAAUACUACAUUGCUCUUUCCUGAAAUUAUCAAAGUGAGCACAAGGUGCAGUGAACAUAUUUUCUCUGUUUUCCUCAAUAUUGGUGAAACCUUUAAACUAAUGGAACAACUAGCCAAUAUUGCCAUGAGACAGCUUCUUGAUAAUGAAGGCUUUGAAGAAGACAGAUCACUUCCAAGACUAAAGAAGAAGUCUCCUCAAAAGGUUUCUGUAUUAAAACGGGACCUUGAUGCUAGAGCAAAAAGUGAGCGAUACAGGGCUUUGUUCCGACUUCCGAAAGAUGAGCGUCUGGAUGGGCACACAGACUGCACCCUUUGGACACCAUUCAGUAAAGUGCACGUUGUGGGUCAGAUGUUUGUAUCUACUAAUUACAUCUGUUUCACCAGUAAAGAGGAAAACCUGUGCAGUCUUAUUAUUCCUCUAAGAGAGGUGACAAUAGUGGAGAAAGCAGACAGUUCGAGUGUGCUUCCAAGCCCAUUAUCUAUCAGUACCAAGAACAGGAUGACUUUCUUUUUUGCCAAUCUCAAGGACCGUGACUUCCUUGUGCAAAGAAUUUCUGACUUUCUACAGCAAACAACAUCAAAAAUUUGCUUUGAUAAAGAAAUUGUAGGAAGUCUUAAUUCUGAUGAUGAGGUAUUUUCCAGACAAAGCAGUAUUGUUUCAGGUAGUCCACAGAGAAGUUUCAGUUCUACCUCUGAAAUGGAUGGAGAGCGACAGUUCAACCUAAAUGGAAAUAGUGUUCCAAUAGCCACCCAGACACUCAUGACAAUGUACCGUCGCAGGUCACCUGAAGAAUUCAAUCCUAAAGUGGCAAAGGAACUAAUGAAAGAACAGUCCUGGCAGAUCCACUUCGCUGAAUAUGGCCGUGGAGUAUGUAUGUAUCGCACAGAGAAAACCCAGGAGCUUGUACUGAAAGGCAUUCCUGAAAGCAUGAGGGGGGAGCUUUGGCUACUGUUUUCAGGCGCCAUUAAUGAGAUGGCCACCCACCCUGGAUAUUAUUCUGAUUUGGUGGAAAAAUCCAUUGGAAAGUAUAACCUGGCCACAGAAGAAAUAGAGCGGGAUUUACACCGCUCACUUCCUGAGCAUCCAGCAUUUCAAAAUGAGAUGGGAAUUGGUGCUCUGCGAAGGGUACUCACUGCCUAUGCUUUCCGAAAUCCUAACAUAGGAUAUUGCCAGGCAAUGAACAUUGUCACUUCAGUGCUGCUAUUAUAUGCAAAAGAGGAAGAAGCUUUCUGGUUGCUAGUAGCACUCUGUGAACGGAUGUUGCCGGACUACUAUAAUACUAGAGUGGUUGGAGCAUUGGUGGAUCAAGGUGUGUUUGAGGAGCUUACCAGGGAUUAUGUGCCACAGCUUUAUGACUGUAUGCAGUAUCUGGGUGUUAUAUCUACCAUCUCGCUGUCCUGGUUCCUCACACUCUUCCUCAGUGUAAUGCCUUUUGAAAGUGCAGUUGUUGUUGUGGACUGCUUUUUUUUUGAGGGAAUUAAAGUGAUCUUUCAACUCGCUCUUGCUGUGCUGGAUGCUAAUAUUCACAAGUUGUUGAAUUGUAAAGAUGAUGGAGAGGCCAUGACUAUACUUGGAAAAUACUUGGACAGUGUGACGAACAAGGACAGCACAUUGCCACCCAUUCCUCAUCUUCAUUCCCUUCUCAGUGAUGAUGGGGAUCCUUACCCUGAAGUUGAUAUCUUCAAAUUAAUCAGGAGCUCAUAUGAUAAAUUUGGUAGUAUCAGAGCAGAUGUGAUUGAGCAGAUGCGUUUUAAGCAGCGACUACGAGUGAUCCAGACCCUUGAAGACACCACAAAGCGUAAUGUUGUUCGAGCUAUUGUGACAGACACAUCAUUCACUAUAGAUGAACUGGAAGAACUAUAUGUCCUUUUUAAGGCUGAACAUCUCACCAGUUGUUACUGGGGUGGAAACAGUAAUGCUACAGAACGCCAUGACCCUAGUCUGCCUUAUCUUGAACAGUAUCGUAUUGACUUUGAACAAUUCAAAGGAUUGUUUGCACUUCUUUUUCCCUGGUCAUGUGGUGCACAUUCAGAUAUACUAGCUGCACGCUUAUUCCGUCUACUAGAUGAGAAUGGAGACUCUUUAAUAAACUUCAAAGAAUUUGUCACAGGAUUAAGUACAAUGUGCCAUGCAGAUCUUGUAGAAAAAUUGAAACUGCUAUAUAAAAUACAUGUACUUCCUGAACCAUUUUUUAAUGAACAAGAGGACCCUGAUUCUGCGUUUGAAGCUACACAAUACUUUUUUGAAGAUAUAACACCUGAAACUGUACACGUUGUUACAGAUGUUGAGUCGAGAGCAAAACAUGAAACAGAAGAUGGCUUUGUCACUGUAAACCUGAGGAAUGAGAAAGUUGAGAAGCGAUCAAACCCACAUGAUUAUCGACAUUACAUCAGGAUGUGGGCACAAGAAAGGGAGCCUAAGUUGGAGAGUAUCAAAGAUCUGCCUAAACUGAAUCAAGAGCAAUUUAUUGAACUAUGCAGAACGCUGUACAACAUGUUCAGUGAAGAUACGAAUGAGCAAGAAUUGUACCAUUCCACUGCAGCUGUAACCAGUUUACUUUUGGAGAUUGGUGAAGUAGGAAAACAGUUUGUUAGUCAGGCAAUACAGGAACCAGGCAGAAGUCAUGACAAUAACAGUAGAGUGCAUCAGAAAAAGGAAAACCAACCAUUGCAUUACGGACAGGGGGAUUCUUUCUGUUCGAUCCCCGAUGGAAUGAAUGAUGAAAAGCUAUCCUCCAGUGAGCUACAGGAUAUUAAACUGGAUGACAGUUCACCAAAAGACAAUGGGGUGUCUUCAGCAAUGUUGAUUUCAGAUGAUGAAACUAAAGAUGAUACUUCCAUGUCCUCAUACUCAGUUCUGAGUGCUGGCUCUAAUGAAGAUGAUAAGCUACAGUGUGAGGACAUCACAGAGGACACAGUGCUUGUGCGUAAUAACAAUGAGUCCCCUCUUACCAGGAGUAAUAGCACAGACAAAGACUGGGCUAUCACCUUUGAGCAGUUUUUGGCCUCCUUUCUAACUGAGAACGCUUUGGUGAGAUACUUUGAGAAAACUGGGGUAGUGAUGCCCAGGAUUACAAAUGCUAAGAACAUCAGAAUGAUGGGAAAACCAAUCACCUCAGCAAAUGACUAUGAGAUCUGUACAAUCUCGGGAUGAGGAAGUUGCUGCUGUUUAGUCAACAGAUUACAUGAAGUGAUCUCUUAUAAACCUACCAUAUAGACCAAUAUAAUGUUUAGUCAACUGAGUGUACAGUAGUUUCAGAAAAAAAUGUCCAAUGUACUGUAUCUCCUUGUAUUGUAAAUUAUAAGUAAUAUUUAGGUGAAUUAUCCUCUCUUAACCCCAUGUUUCACUGUAUAUUGUUGAACUUAAGAUUUAAUUUAAAACAUACUCUCUAGAAAACUGGAGCAUCUGCACUUUGAUUCCAUGCUGCUUUAUAAACCAGUUCAAUUAUUAUGUUUAUUAAUCAUUUGUAACCAGUGUUUCCUUGUAACUUUAUAUGUUUAUCAGUGUCUCUUUGUUACUGAAACCAUUCCUGGAAAUUUCAUUUUUAUACUAGACACAGUACUAAUACAACUUCUAAGUUUUGUUUCAGAACCGAAGUUGCUGUUUUUAAAUUGGAUUUCUCCCUCUUUUUUGAAAGGAUUCUUAGGGAUAUUGGCUUGACCUUCAAAAUGAAAGGCACAAUGUAUAGAAUAAAAUUAAAACAGAG